AUGCCUUCAAAUGUGAAUUUACAACUGACUAUUCGUUGUGUCGUGCACAAUGCCUUGCCUCAGGCAACAGACGAGAUCGAAUUGGUGACUCAAGUGAUUGGAAGAGACCAAUUUCCCGGACGAGUGCCCUCGAAUCUGGACCUUCUUAUGCGAAGAUUCAACGAGGUUCAGUACUGGGCCACAACCGAGGUGCUGUUAGCGCUGCCACAAAAGCGCGUCACAACCCUUCGGAAGUUCAUCAAAAUUGCCAUGUAUGCAAAGGAAAAUCGGGACUUGAUGACCUCUAUUUGCCAUCACUCUGGGUCUCAGCAACAUCGCUGUCAGCCGACUCGCACAUCUCUGGGAACGCCUUCCAGCAAAGCUCCGUCGGCAGUUCGCCGAAUUCGAAUCGCUGUUGGACCCAUCACGGAAUCACCGCCCCUACCGUGCCCUUGUCGCCAAGAAAAAUCGUCGCAGUUGGUUUCGCAUUCUAUGGAUCGCACUGUCCCUCGCACAGAGAGAGCAGGCGAGCCCUCUACCACCAACCUGCUGCUACUGUGCAACGACUUUGGUAGGGGUGGAAGCCCUGGCUUGGACACGAUGUCGUCACCUCUGAUACCGUUCGUGCCGCUUCUUUCUGAAGGAUUUGACGUUCAUUCACGAAGGCAACAAGACUUACUAUAA
Messenger RNA from Ostertagia ostertagi, 663 nucleotides. NCBI's taxonomy places the organism in Eukaryota, Metazoa, Nematoda, Chromadorea, Rhabditida, Trichostrongylidae. The record is from the annotation of a GenBank genome assembly.